CUGGCGAAGUCAGAUGAUCCUUGGAUCAGCUUGGCUUUGUAAUGAAGUCUAUAUACAUUUAAUGUUCCGGUAUCUGACAAAUAUUAUUGGACCAAUAAUUCCACUACACUAGCUAGAUACGUUAGCUUACUAGGUACAUUGAUAGCUUUAGGUUGUUUGUUUUUAAGUUAAACUUCAAGAUUUCCACCAAGGACGUUGCCUCUACGAUCAUCACUCUCCCUCGCUUGGGCAAGGGACAUUUUAAGGUACACUCGGAUGUAAAACGCAAUUCAAGGACUGAGGGUUUAAGGCCGAGGGUUGUUGAGUUUGAAACUCAGCUGGAAGACAAUCGGGAAGAGGCAAGAUCAGGACAAAGCUAGCCCGUCCCCCUCCACCCUCCAGGAGUCCCCAGGUCAACCGCCUCUCCGUACUUUACUGCUGGUUCUGGUCGACUGCAGGAAAACACCAGGGCAGAGUGGAACUGAGAGAGAAGAGGAACAUGGAGAUAUGAUUUCAUUAAGUAAAAACCAUGGGGACAUCCCUAAUCGUUGCUCUCUUAGUGGGAGGGGCUUAUCAUCUGGGGAGCCUCAACAACAUGAUGCUGACAAGAAAGAGAAGAGUCUCUCCAGAUCAGAACACAUCAAGAAACACCAGCAGACACGUAUAGGGAAGAAACCUCACCACUGCUGCUCUGACUGUGGGAAGAGAUUUGCUAAACAGGACGUGACAAUUCAUGAGCAAAUUCACACUCUAGAGCAUGAUUCUAAAACCUUAAAAUCUCAUCUGAGAAUUCAUUCAGGGGAGGGACCUUAUACCUGCUUUGAUUGUGGGAAAUACUUAAAUCAGUCAGGAGCCCAGACUAAACACAAACACACAGGAGAGAAGCCUUAUAGCUGUGAUCAGUGUGGGAAGAGUUUCAGUGAAUCAGGAUCCAUGAUUAAUCACCAACGCAUACACACAGGAGAGAAGCCUUAUAGUUGUGAUCAGUGUGGGAAGAACUUCAAUCAGUCAGGACACCUGACUAAUCACCAACGCAUACACACAGGAGAGAAGCCUUAUAGUUGUGAUCAGUGUGGGAAGAACUUCAAUCAGUCAGGACACCUGACUAAACACCAACGCAUACACACAGGAGAGAAGCCUUAUAGCUGUGAUCAGUGUGGGAAGAGUUUCAGUGAAUCAGGAUCCAUGAUUAAUCACCAACGCAUACACACAGGAGAGAAGCCUUAUAGCUGUGAUCAGUGUGGGAAGAGUUUCAGUGAAUCAGGAUCCAUGAUUAAUCACCAACGCAUACACACAGGAGAGAAGCCUUAUAGCUGUGAUCAGUGUGGGAAGAGUUUCAGUGAAUCAGGAUCCAUGAUUAAUCACCAACGCAUACACACAGGAGAGAAGCCUUAUAGUUGUGAUCAGUGUGGGAAGAGUUUCAGUGAAUCAGGAUCCAUGAUUAAUCACCAACGCAUACACACAGGAGAGAAGCCUUAUAGUUGUGAUCAGUGUGGGAAGAGUUUCAGUGAAUCAGGAUCCAUGAUUAAUCACCAACGCAUACACACAGGAGAGAAGCCUUAUAGUUGUGAUCAGUGUGGGAAGAACUUCAAUCAGUCAGGACACCUGACUAAUCACCAACGCAUACACACAGGAGAGAAGCCUUAUAGCUGUGAUCAGUGUGAGAAGAGUUUUUCUCAAGAUUCCACCCUGACUACACACCAGCUCACAUACACUGGAGAGAAACCUUAUUCCUGUCUAUGUGGAAAGAGCUUUGCUCAUUCAGGGUCACUGAAAAAACACCAGAAAACACAAACAUGUUUUCUUUCAUCUCGUUUCUCUCCGGCACCGGUUCCAGAUCCCUAAAUAACAUUUCAAUAGAAAAUAUAUUUUAAAGAGUUAUCUGUCUCACAUUCUCUAACAGUUUAAGUCUGAUUACCAUGGUAACCUGUGUAGCAUAAUAUGGAGCUCUGGAUCCCUAUGUAUCAAUCGUCUUGGAGUGGUGUGUGUGUGUGUGUGUGUGUGUGGAGGGGAGGAGGUGUUCAGAGAUGUAUCUUAUUUUAUUAACUCAUAUUAUCCAUUAAAUAAUGUUUCACCAAUAGUAGGUGUAUAUUCAUGUGUGGGGGAAAUGUUGUCUUUAGAGAGAGCCUUGAAUUGUACAUCUUGUCUCAUACAAUCAUUGGUUCCUGUAGGUGCUGGGUAGAGAUAUGAGGGGGAGACAGUCAGACCUUUUGGCAAAAUGCCCAGAACAUGUUCUAUAAAUUACAUGCAGGAAUCAAACGUUAAGGAUGAAUAAUGUAAGUCAUGCAAAUAUAACUUGUCUGUUUCAGCAGUAUAUAAGAGAACUAACGUGACUGCCCCGAAAGAGCUCCCAAACGAUGUGUACUAUGGUGCAGUAAGUUUGUUGCAACCUCUCCAGCUUGCUGAUAAUAAAGAAUGAUUCAUUUAGGUUUA
Molecule: messenger RNA, 2412 nt
Organism: Salvelinus fontinalis (brook trout)
Lineage: Eukaryota; Metazoa; Chordata; Actinopteri; Salmoniformes; Salmonidae
Product: zinc finger protein 501-like
Exons: 3
Coding region: 487-1824 (445 amino acids)
Source: RefSeq, a predicted model, not a curated record